AUCCAUGACGUGUUUUCCACGCGCCAGCUCCAUGUUUUGACUACCACCGCCAACAGCAACACAGCGAACCCUGCCAAUACAUAGCCGUUGCGCUUGCAAUCCCCUCGGUGUUUUUCAACAAAAUGGCUGAUUUAGGGGAUGAUACCGGAGCGAGAGCCCUACUGGCCCUCAAAUCUGCGCCUUGUAGCCCGGUGCCCGUUUCUGUCCCGCCCGUGUACACUCUCUCCUCCUCGACUUCGACCGGGAUCACAUCAUCCAUGUCCCUCUCCGCUCCGUCGCAGGCCCUCGCUCGCCUGGAAGGCAGGGACUUCGAGUUCGCCAUGCGCCAGAGGACGGUCACCGUGGGGCGGAACUCGUCGCACGGAUCCGUGGAUGUCAACAUGGGCCACUCGAGCUUCAUUUCCAGGAGACAUCUGCAGAUCACCUUCGAGGAGCCGCAUUUCUACCUGCGCUGUCUCGGCAAGAACGGUGUGUUUGUCGACGGCGUUUUCCAGAGGAGAGGCGCCCCUCCACUUCUCCUGCCGAGGGAGUGCACAUUUCGAUUUCCCAGUACGGUGGUAAAGAUUCAGUUUACAGCGUUGUACCACAAGGAGACGCAGAAGGAGGAGGCUCCUGUGUCCCCCGUGAUACCCCUUUACCCUCAAAUCUCUCCAUUGAAAAUCAGCAUUCCAGAAAAUGACUUCAGAACUAUGAUGAGUCCCCUGCCUUCACCGACAGGAACUAUUAGCGUUCCCAAUUCCUGCCCAGCGAGCCCUCGGGGUGCAGGUUCCUCGGGAUAUCGUUACGGGCACAACAUCACCUCAGAUCUCCAGCUGGCAGCAGAGUACGCAGCCAAAGCUGUGUCAGAACAGCACUCUGAAGCCACAGGAGGAGACAGUCCUAAGGAUGAGUCCAAACCUCCAUACUCAUACGCUCAGCUGAUAGUCCAGGCCAUCUCGUCAGCACCGGACAGACAGCUAACACUAAGUGGCAUCUACGCUCACAUCACCAAGCAUUAUCCCUACUACAGGACAGCCGACAAAGGCUGGCAGAACUCCAUUAGACACAACCUGUCUCUGAACCGCUACUUUAUUAAAGUGCCGCGCUCACAGGAAGAGCCAGGGAAAGGUUCGUUCUGGCGUGUGGACCCCUCAUCGGAGUCCAAGUUGGUGGAACAGGCCUUUAGAAAGCGCCGGCAGAGAGGAGUGUCCUGCUUCCGUACACCCUUUGGCCCGCUGUCUUCGAGGAGCGCUCCAGCAUCUCCCACCCACUCCGGCCUCCUCUCUCCACACUCGAGCGGCCUCCAGACCCCCGAGUGUCUGUCACGCGAAGGAUCACCAGUGUCUCAUGAGCAUGACUUUGGUUCUAAGCUUGCUUCUGUGCCCGAGUACCGAUACUCCCAGAGUGCACCAGGCUCUCCAGUGAGCGCUCAGCCUGUAAUCAUGGCUGUGCCUCCUCAGUCCUCAGCCGCGAUGCCCAAGCCUGUGGCUUACAUGCCUGCCUCCAUCAUUAGCUCCUCCCAGGCCUCUGGUCAGGCCAUCCAUGUGGUGCAGCAGGCGCCAGCUGUCACCAUGGUCCGUGUAUUGACCACCUCGACCAGUUCCCCCAAUGGCUACAUCCUGGCUAACACCACCUCUUCAGGCUCUGGAGAGGGACAUGGAGAUCAGAGAGGUGCAGUGGAGGAGAUGCCUGUGGUUGGCAGUAGAGUGAUUCAGGCUGUAGGGAGUCACAUAAGCUCGAUCAAUAGAGGGCAGCAGAGCUACACUGUUGUCCAGCAGAGCGCCAUUCACCAGCUUCCUGUGCAGACCAUUGCUCAGAAUGGUAAAACAUGCUCUUCCUGUGACCAGUGCUUAUGGUACGUGUGCAUUGUUCUGAAGCCAGUAAAUGUGAAAUUUACAGUGCAUGAUUUUUUUUUUUUUUACUUGCUUUAAAUGUAAGCAUCGUAA
Molecule: messenger RNA, 1925 nt
Organism: Carassius auratus (goldfish)
Lineage: Eukaryota; Metazoa; Chordata; Actinopteri; Cypriniformes; Cyprinidae
Product: forkhead box protein K1-like
Exons: 8
Coding region: 123-1910 (595 amino acids)
Biological process (GO): regulation of transcription by RNA polymerase II
Molecular function (GO): DNA-binding transcription factor activity, RNA polymerase II-specific; protein binding; RNA polymerase II cis-regulatory region sequence-specific DNA binding
Source: RefSeq, a predicted model, not a curated record